Molecule: messenger RNA, 3470 nt
Organism: Tetrahymena thermophila SB210
Lineage: Eukaryota; Ciliophora; Oligohymenophorea; Hymenostomatida; Tetrahymenidae
Product: tubulin-tyrosine ligase family protein
Exons: 2
Biological process (GO): protein modification process
Molecular function (GO): ATP binding
Source: RefSeq, a predicted model, not a curated record
UUUCAUUAAGUUUUAGAAUAAGAAAUAAUUGAUCAUCCUUCAAGAUUUUCAGCAAUUAAAUAUUGAAAAAAAAGCAAAUUAAUAAUUAUAAAUUAGCUUUAUUUUAAUUAAAAUUAAAAAAAUGAGGUCUAAGUCAACUCAAAAACUUAAUAACAAUUUUUAUAAGUACAUUAGAGGUAGUUUUGGAAAUAAAGAUUACCACUAAAUGUACGAAGAAGUCAUUGAUUAUGAUACUUUCAAUACAAAAAGCGAUAAAUCACUGAAAAUAAAUCCAUAUUUAUAGUCAAGCAUAAAGUAAUUCAAGACAAUAUAAUCAUCAGAUUUAAAUUCAAAUCGUGCAAACAAUCUAAAAAGAAAAGUAAAAACUUAGAAGGUCAACUAAACGAAAGAAAAUCAGCAAACAAGUCAAGUGUAAAUUAGUAGCUAGGAAAUAAAACAGAAAAAGCUAAUUCAUAGUGCGGAAGAUAUAGAUUUGUAAGUAAAAUAAUUUGAUGUUAAUGCAAAUGCAGAAGCAAUUAAAUUAGAGUAGCUAAAAAAAAUAGAUGAAGCAAAAGCAAUCCAAGAAGAUUUAGAAAAUAGGAAUAAAUAAAGAUAAAGAGACAUGAAAUUAGAAAAAUUGCCAUUAAAUCUUUCAAAUAACAAUAAAAAAUCACUUUAAAAUGUCUCUAAACGUAAUCCUUAACUUGCUGAAACAUUAGAUAUUUACAGUUAAUCCAGCGGCAUAUAUCAAAUUAUGCAGAAGUCUUUAUUAAAUGGAUAGUCAUACAGUAAUCUGAGAUCUAAUUUUUCAUAAAGCAUAGACAAGAAACACACACUACCUGCUAUUCCUUAAACUGACAACUCAGAAGAACCUUUAUUAAUUAAGCUUAUAAAGCAUUAAUAAAUGCUUGAAAAAGAGAGGUCAUCAUAAAUUAGAUAGUAAUAUUUGUAGCGUAAAUCUGAAUUACAGUCUGUAAAAAAUUAGCACACACAAAACCUUAAAACGAAAGAAAAAGAGUCACUGAAAAUCUAAGAGCAACUACGCAUAAAAAUAGAAUAUUACAAAAGAGAGCUUGAAAAAGAGCGUUAGAAUAAAUAGACUAUUCAUUAAUUAACUGAUUAAUUAAGGAUUUUGUUAAAAGAUUAGAAUCUCAUGAACAAAUCACUCCUCCCUUAUAUAUCUGUAAAAGAUACUCUCGCCUUUUUCAGUUAGAAUUAAAUCUUUUAAUUCUAUUAUAUUGGUAAAGGCAAUAAUUCUGAAAUUGUCAGAAGAAUCUUAGAAACUCGUGUGCUCUUGUAAGAAGUUGAUGAAGUGUGUCCAGAAGUCAAUUUCGAGUGGCAUCCAUUUAGCAGACCAAUUUAGUUUUCUAAGCUUGGCACAAAGGGUGAAAUUUAGUUGACUAAGAAAGUAGUAAAUCAUUUCGAGUAUCACCACGAAAUAACUACAAAAAGUAAUUUGGUUAAAAAUAUGAAAAACUACUGCGCAGAAAAUAAACUUGAUGUAUUCGAAUACACACCAAUAACUUUUGAAAUAAAUGUUGACAGCAACAGUUUUAUGAAUGAAAUGAGAACAUUCUUGUAGUAUUAUAUGAAAAAUUUACCAUCACACUUAAAGACCUAAAAAGAUCAGAUAGAAAUUAAAAAGAGGAAUGGUAGAGUUUAAUUUUAGCUACGUCCAAAUGAAAACUAAAAUUCUUUACAAGACAGAAAGGAGUCUACCACAGCUGCUCCUAACUUCUAAAUGAAAGAAUCUUAUAUAUCUGAAGGAAAGUCUCCUUACGUUUGGCUUCUAAAACCUGUAAAUUUGAACAGAGGAAGAGGUAUAGAAGUAUUUUCGAGUGUAGAAGAACUAGAGAAAUUAGUAAAUGAAUACUACAUUGGUUUCCCUGAAAAAAAUUUUAAGGAAGAGUAAGAAAAACUGCUUGAAGAGAAGACUUAGCUCCUAAAGCUAUAAAAUGAAGCAUAAAUAAAAAGUAGCAGUAAUCUUUUAGUUAACAAAUAAACAGAUUUAGCAAUUUUCGCCAGUGAAAAGAUUCCAAGUUUAGAUCAAUAAACUAACUCUCCUUCAACUGAUGACAAAUCUGACGAAAGCGAUGAAAACAAAGGAAAGUAGACAAAUUAAGUUAAAUUUCAGAUUGAGCCAAGCAAUUAAGUAGACACUCCUAAUAUUUAAGCUACUAAAAAAACGAUUCAGUCUGCCAAAAAGAUUCUUUAACCAACUAUUUCAAUUUAGUCUUAAGUAAAAUCAGGUUAGUUUGAGCCUUUGAUUAAUGGCUCUUAGAUUAAUAUAGCUAAAAGCAUUAAUUUACUUCCUAGAAAACCCUAAACAGCAAGCUUAGCUAAUAGUUAAGUUAUUGCAUCUGCUUCAAUUACAAGAAAAGGUUUUCACUAAUAAAUUAAGCAACCCACAGUUAAACCUCAGAAGGGCGGCAAAUUUAUUAUCUCAGAAAACUAAUUUGUUAUUUAAAAGUAUAUAGAAAGGCCUUUGCUUAUAAACUAAAGAAAAUUUGAUAUUCGUGUGUGGGUGCUAGUAACUCAAAACAUGGAUGUACUUAUUUUUAAAUAAGGUUACUUACGUAUGAGUAGCGAAGUAUAUGAUAUAACUGACUUACAAAAUCCUUUUAUUCAUUUAACUAAUAAUGCUGUUUAGUAACAUUCAAAGAAUUAUGGUAAAUUUGAAAACGGUAACUAAAUGAGCUUUGAAGAUUUCUAGAUAUUUUUGGAUAAGACUUUUCCAUCCAAAAAUAUCUCACUUAAAGACAAAAUAAUACCAAAGAUGGAAGAAGAAAUUAAAUUAAGUUUAUAAAGUGUAAGGAACAAGCUAAACAUGAACUAAAGACCAAAUUGCUUUGAAAUAUUCGGAUAUGAUUUCAUCAUAGACGAGCUCUUCAAUGUGUGGAUAAUUGAAGUUAAUACUAAUCCCUGCAUAGAAGAAAGCAGUCCAAUUUUAAAGAUAUUACUACCCAGAAUGUUAGAUGAUGCAUUCAAAUUAACAAUAGACCAAAUGCUUAAGAUAGAUCUUUCUUAAAGAGCUAUUAAGUAUCCUGUGCCUGGAUAUCUUGAUGAAGAUAAUAUGUGGAAAAUGUUAUGCACUCUUUAGUCUCGUUUUUCAAACUCAAUUUGAUGAAAUAAAUUUAAAAUAAAUUCUUUAGAAAAACAAAUAAUUUACUUAUAAAAAUGUAGACUGAUAUCUCUUAAUGUGGAAAUAUAAAAUUAUAAUGAAAAUAUAUAUUAAGCAAGAAAGUGAGUGAGUUUAUAUAAAACUCGAAUACAUACAAAAUAAAUGCAAUAUAUUUUAAAUAAAAUCUUCAAUAAUAAUUCCAAAUGAGUUAAAAUAAUGAAAAAAAAAUAGUAUUAGGUUUAUGAAUAUUAUUUUAUUUAAAUAAAACUUAUAUUAGUUUAUUAUAUUAUAAAUUUGAUUGAAUUUUAUGUUACUAUUUUUGAUUUAUUACUAUUUAUUAUUCAACUUUAUCAAUUAUUUAAAUUUCAAC